Molecule: messenger RNA, 1404 nt
Organism: Daphnia pulicaria
Lineage: Eukaryota; Metazoa; Arthropoda; Branchiopoda; Diplostraca; Daphniidae
Exons: 4
Coding region: 155-751 (198 amino acids)
Source: RefSeq, a predicted model, not a curated record
GCAGACGGCUCGGCGGAGUAGCGGAAGAUUAUAAAAAGGAAGUUGAACCGUUCCGGUUAGUUGAGUAGAGAUCCAGGUGUGCCGACAACAACAUCAUCUAUACACCAACUGAAAUUCCAAAACUUUUAAGAAAAAUCUUAAACAGCCACACAACAUGCGGAUCGCCAUCUUUCACUCCUUGGUCCUUGUCGUGAUUUACUUGGCCUACAGCGACGCUGCCCCACCGCAGAUCCUCAAGUCGCAGUCGCUGAUUCCUUUCCCGCGGGUGGGCCGAUCGCGAUCGUCGUUCAUCGCCAACGCCGUCGGAAGUGCCAGGAGCGGCGGAGCGGGAAAUCCCAUGAUGAUGGGCUCCGGAGGCAACGUCAACGUCAAGAGCCCCAACAACUGGAUGAUGUUGAUGUUUCUCUUCUGCGCACAAAAAAAGAAUAACGCAGACAUCAAACGACACUUGAUCCCGUUCCCGAGGGUCGGCAAACGUCAGAACCUCAUCCCGUUUCCCAGGGUGGGACGGGCCGGAUAUUACCAGCCUGGAUUCUUCCCCAGCACCGACGACGAGGAAAGCCAGGCCAGCAUUCAGCAGCAAUUCGCCCUGUCGUCCGAAGAGUCCCAGGCCUCCGCUCCGUCAUCUUUCCUCCUGUCCGGCAGCGAUAUUUUAGGUGCUUUGAAUAAUGGGCGAUCCAAUAGCGAUGAGAGGACCGCCGUAUUCAUCCCGCGUCGAUGGAUGACCAACAGCCAAGAAUCGGAGGAAUAAUAAAAGAGUUACAUACACAGUCACUUUCUAUUUAUAAACACAUACAGGUCACCUCUGCUGUAUGGGCUUAUAUCUGACUAAAACUCAUUUCCAAAUAUCCUAUACGAUGCAUUCCGCAGCAGCUGAUCUCUAAAUGUUAUAUCCCAAAAAUCAAAGUCGUGUUAAAAAUUCUUUUACUCUCUCAAAAAUAUCUGCUAUAACAUAAAGUUACUAACUUAGUCAAUGGUUGUGUCACCCCUUGGUAAUGGGGGUCGAAAGAAAAGAGAUAUAUUUCCUCCUAUCGCCAUCUCCAAUCAAAAUUUUACGCAGUCUGAAAAAGGGCUACAAAAACAAACAAAAUAACAUAUUUAUUUUGACAAUUGUAUCGUGAACCAAAAAAUUAAACCCCACCCAAAAAAACAAAAACAAAAGAAGAAUUGUCGGAGAACGGUAGAAACAUUUUUUAAUUUUUAAAAUUUGAAUAUACUGUUGUGUGCAAGAAACAGGUGUGUGUCAUUUCAAUGUUAUCUAUGGGGGAAAGGUUAUAUAAUUUCGAUAUUUAUUUGAUCUGCAGUGUCAACACUCAUUGGCUCAGCUCUGCUGUUGUAAGAAAAUAAAAUUUAAAAGCUUAUUGAAAACUCCAAAAAAUGUGUAAUACAAAAGAAUCUAAAUUA